Molecule: messenger RNA, 1596 nt
Organism: Dermacentor silvarum
Lineage: Eukaryota; Metazoa; Arthropoda; Arachnida; Ixodida; Ixodidae
Exons: 18
Coding region: 223-1509 (428 amino acids)
Source: RefSeq, a predicted model, not a curated record
CAGCGGAGAUAAACUCCCCGGCAGCUGGGAGCCCUGGGACUUAUAUGUGUUCCCGUUUUCGGAAAUAUUUAGAGAACUUGCGCCAUCUUCAGAGAAAAAGGGCUGCGCGGAAGUAGGAAAAGCCGGAGAGUUGCCAUUUUCAGGACGGAGUCCCGCGAAUACGAAUUCCUGAAAGCGACGGAGACCUAAUAGAAAUCAGUGAAAUCAGCAAGCGCAAGUCAGAUGAAGUGGGCAGCCUUUCUUGUUCUUGGCGCAGUGCUUGCCGUCGUUGUGGGAGCUCAAGGGUCAUGUAACCAAUAUAUUACCAAGAUUACUGCCAUGGAAAACAGCACAUGCAUUCCGAUGACUGCUUCAGAACUAGACAACAACUUUAUCGUGGAAGGUCUCACCGGAACCGGAAAGAAGUGCAGGCCGACUUUGAAAGUAACGACCAACUGCUCGUGCAAGCUUGGAAGUGCUGUAACACUGAAUCAACACUGUGUGCAAAGUAUUGCUUACACACAAGAUGACAACGCAGUAAACAUAACCCUCGGAUUAUGCAAUGCCAAAGGAUACUGUGACUACACACAUAUCCAUGCGUACUUGGAAGUGGACGUGAGGGACCCAGAUGUUGCAGAAUACCUGAAAGCAUAUCCACGACCUCCGUGCAUUGCUCCCAGUGUUAGCGUUUCGCCUGAGCUUACGGCAGUGGCAGGCUGUGAGUACUACUGUUAUCAAAGACAUAACCGAGAUAUCGACGAUGGAAGACCCUGCGUUAUGGAGUGGUAUCCGGCUAGCAUAACAGGAGAGCCAGUAGUGACACUCACUGGGUCUUGCUCCAAAGGAAUAUGCCGUAAUUAUGAUACCAGUUGGAAACCCUCGACAGGCUUGUGCCAUGACAGGGAGCGCUACAGCAAGUACGGCGAAAUUGUGCAAGGCUGUACGUAUAGGUGCCCAGACGAUACUAAACGGGAUCGUCCCUAUGGACUGACGUGCUUGAUUAGUAAGACAACAUUCACAAAGAGAAACGUGGUCGGUAUCUGCAAUAAGGGGUCAUGUGCCGCCAUUCGUGAGGACGAUCCGUGUGCAAUGAAGGUUUAUAAUGAACACACUGUUCCGCCACGAGUAGCAAAGAACUGUAUGUGUCGUGGUACACCCGUGGCCAAUGGAACAAUGUGUGCGUUGACCUAUUCCUUUGGUUUAGAAGGCUAUAUGUUGCAAAGAGUCGGAGUCUGCAUGGGUGGCACAUGUCAAGAACGGCCACCAGAGAGACCCCGAAAACAUACAUUUAAGAGAAAGGAGUGCAAGGCCGAGGACGUGCAGGUGACUCCUGAGCUCAUCGUGGCUGCUGGCUGCAGAGCCACGUGCAGACGCUACGAGACCGAAGAUCGACCCAAUGGGACACUGUGCUUCCUGCACUACACGCGGGGCUCAUUCAAUUACUUUCAAAACAGGAGAACGUACCACAUCGGUGAAUGCGACGGCGGCGAAUGUCGUUUCUCACUGAACAGCUUCUACAUCAAGCUUUGAACGCGCCAACUGUGUCGCGUAUGCGAAUCUCAAAACAAGAAUGACGGAACACACGAGCGAAAUAAAGUCAUUUGUCGGCACAGAGAA